Molecule: messenger RNA, 1042 nt
Organism: Pogonomyrmex barbatus (red harvester ant)
Lineage: Eukaryota; Metazoa; Arthropoda; Insecta; Hymenoptera; Formicidae
Product: very long chain fatty acid elongase AAEL008004-like
Biological process (GO): fatty acid elongation, saturated fatty acid; sphingolipid biosynthetic process; very long-chain fatty acid biosynthetic process
Cellular component (GO): endoplasmic reticulum membrane
Molecular function (GO): fatty acid elongase activity
Source: RefSeq, a predicted model, not a curated record
GAUUCAAACCAGUAGGAGAAGCACACGCUAAAGUCAAGCGACAGUUCAAAUGGAAUCUAUUCAUCAUAAAUCAGAACAGAUGGCUGAUGCACAAGUAAUGCAGUGGCCAUUGGUACCUUCCUCGGUACCAGUUAUUUCUAUAUCGAUAGUUUAUUUAUACAUUAUUUACUUUGCUGGUCCGCGAUUUAUGAAAGAUAGAAAGCCGUAUUCGUUGAAAACAUUUAUACAGUGUUACAAUAUUUUUCAAGUUAUUACAAAUUUUUUGCUAAUAUAUAACACCGUGAUAUUCGGUAAACCAUUUUCUGCCAUUUGGAGAUUUUGCGAUUCGUUCGACGAAAUUUGUGGUCGUGAUGGGAUUGAAAAGCAACUUGAAAUUCUGUGGUGGGCAUUGUUACUUAAAAUAGUGGAUUUAAUUGAAACUAUAGUGUUUGUAUUAAGGAAAAAGAGCCAGCAGGUUUCAUUUUUACACACAUAUCAUCACGUUUCCACGGUUAUGUACGUUUGGUCGAUACUCAGAUACUUUGUCCAUAGUUUUUCCAUGGUUUUAAUAAUGCUUAAUUGCUCUGUACACGUAAUAAUGUAUUCGUAUUACUAUCUGAGCACUUAUGGAUCGCACGUACAACAAAAGAUAUUGCCAUUUAAAAAAUGGAUUACUAUUUUACAAAUGGCACAAAUUGCAAUCCUUACGAUAGUUCCUUUGCAAGGUCUCGUGUUCAAGUGCAAUAGUACGACUACGCUUUUCCCGAUUAUAACAUUUUUUAACGGUGUUAUAAAUCUUUCAUUCUUUUGGAACUUUUUUACUUCUUAUAAGAAAUUGAAAGCAGUCUAAUUAUAGAAUAAAACUUUAUCGAAUAGGUAUUGUUAAUAAUUAACAUGUUCUAUGACGCACCAAUUUUAUGUAUUUUAUUAUUUACGUUAUUUGUUACAUUUAUUAAAAAAUAAAUUAAAUAAAUUGUUUUCCGUAAUAGUGAAAGAAGCUUGAAAUACUAAUAUUGUAAUAUAUAUUAUAAUCGUAUACCGAUAAAGGAGAUGUUAGGAAAUA